AUGACGCCGAUUUUCAGAAAGGGGGACAGGUCAACUACUUCCAACUGUCGCCCAACUAGCUAAAUAUCGGUCAUAGGUGGAAGGGGGGAGGAAAGCAAGAAGGAUUCAACCACACCAUAAUUCCAAGCAGCAUUUCCGUACCUCAGGCACAAGUAACAACGGACAUGUCCCUUAAACUGUCUCUGUGUCACCUCGCUCAGCAUCACCGCACGUCACAGGGAGCAGCAAAGGUUGUUGGACGAUCCAGGGUCUAAGAGUCACGGACUACUCAGGAAAGUCGGAGGUUCAAAGCAGUUUACGAGGGAUUAGUUCUGAGCGCGUGGGAAGGGGUAGGAAGGGUAGGAAGGAGAGAGAGACGGAGAGGGCAUGGAGGGAGGGAGGCGAACGGUGGAGGAGGCGUCAGUCAGUCUCAUUACAGAACCAGGGAGCCCGUGGAUUCUUUUUCUUCGCAGAGAAAGUAAGUGAAGGUUUAGGAACUACACUGAUGGCAUUAUGAUCUGAAUGUUGUAUGUAAAGUUAAUUGUGCAGUUUGUUAGUGGUCUUUCAAUAUUGCUAUUCUUAACACAGGAGAGCUGCCCAGCCCCGCCCACCUGCCGUGCCUGCUGUCCAGCCGACCUCUCCCCAAGUCUCCUGCUGUUGCCUGUGAGCUGGUACCCGCCAGUUAAUCUUCUCUCCUAUAUAAGAGGGCCAAGCGAGCGAGUAGUGAAGACAAUGUGGUGUGUUGAGAAGCUGCAAGAUGGCGUGGUGGUCACCUACCAAAUUAUCCUGCCCAUGCUGGUGGUGGUGGGCGUGGUUGCCAACGCCAUGAGCAUCAUGGUACUCAACCGACCCAGACUCAAGAACAUCAUUGGUAACAAGUACUUCCUGGCACUGUCGUGGUGUGACCUGUCCUACAGCAUUUCAUGCAUCAUCAUCGCCGCCACAGCCUGCGGUUGCGUCUUCGAGAGCUACGCAUCAGCCUGGUACUACGCACACUUUGGAUGGAGCAUCACAAGGACAUUCCACGCGCUGGGUAACUACAUCAUCAUCUUCAUGUCACUAGACCGGUUUGUGGCCGUGUGGUUCCCCGUGUGGUUCAUGACGAUGACGCAGCCGCUUUUCGACAUCACCAACAGGCUGGUGUUUGCUACCGUGCUGUGCUUUAUCCUGCACGUGCCCUACAUGGUGGACGCCGCAGUGGUCGAAAAGGUAAAUUUCUGCAACAACUGCACCGAGGCCGUCAAUGAGGACAACUGCACCAGCGUCACCAGCGUCACCUACAUCUCCAUCGACGGCUUCCAGAAGAGCUUCAACCAGACAUGGCACGAAGUGUUCCGCUACAGCUACAACCAGCUAUUUUGCUGGCUGCCCUGCGCCCUGCUGAUCGUCCUCAACUUCGGCCUGGUGCUGGCGGUGGUCACCAAGAGGGUGAAGGUACCCCGGGAGAAGAUGUUGGUCGCAACAGCCAUAGUCAUGACGGCCUCGUACGUGGUGAUGACGAUGCCCAUUACAAUCUUCUUGGCAGGCUACGCUGCGGCCAACGAUAAUCGCUGUACGGAGUCCAGCCCCAAGGAGACACUGAGGCACAUAGGGAACAUCACUCAGAUACUGGAGCACGUGCUGCACGGCGUAUACCUCCUCCUCAUCAACCCGUCCUUCAGACAGGAGCUGAUCUGCCUAUUACAGUGCAGGAGGUCACCCACCCACCCACCUCUGCCCACUGUGGCCGCCCUCUCAGCAGUGUCUUCCGCUCCUUCCUAAAGGUUUGCAGGGAAUCCAUGGCUCCGUUACAGCUUUACAGACCUACAUUCGCUGAAACGGCAGAAGAGACUUUAUAAAAGUCCAAAUCACUCAGCAGAAAAUCUUUAAAAAAGACCUCGGUAAACUCUCAGUCUCAGUCAGUGGUUUGCCGCAUAGGUGUGUUCAUGAGAGAGGGAUAAGGGGGAGGGAGCGGUGAAGCAGCCUUAGUCGGUACCAUAGUCGGUUUUAUUCCGCAAGUGGAGAUGUGGCACACGGAUUGCUAGUUUGUGAUUGAUUGAAAAUCAGCUAUUGUGAUAAAUAUUCAACCUUGUCUUGCAAUAAUAUAUUUGAAUGUUUAUGUAAUAAAAAAAAGACCUCACACCCUCUUAUAUAAAUCCCAUAUACAAGCCAUCCCACCAUACAAGCACACGAAACAAGCUUGUAUCAAGCAGCCUGGAUAUUCAGUAAGGAACAUCAGAUCUUGCAUCCAUUCAUCAUUUCCCAGUUGAGGAUAGGAUUUUUUUUCUUUAAGAAAAAUAAUAAUAGGCUCCAAAAGAUCCACAAACCUAAC
Messenger RNA from Eriocheir sinensis (Chinese mitten crab), 2290 nucleotides. Its product is annotated as formyl peptide receptor-related sequence 6-like. The coding region runs from base 502 to 1740 and encodes 412 amino acids. Gene Ontology annotation, cellular component: membrane. Gene Ontology annotation, molecular function: G protein-coupled receptor activity. NCBI's taxonomy places the organism in Eukaryota, Metazoa, Arthropoda, Malacostraca, Decapoda, Varunidae. The record is from RefSeq and is a predicted model, not a curated record. The transcript is spliced from 3 exons. Gene Ontology annotation, biological process: G protein-coupled receptor signaling pathway.